AUGUUUAUACCGAUGUGGCCUGUGUCAGCCAGGACGCCAAAUAUGUUACGAAUAAUGGUCCGCGAUAUGUCCCAGCAUCGUUUCAACCUUCCACAAGUAAGCUUUGGUUUGGAGUAUUUAUUAAACCCUGCCAAUACGGCAAACAUUGAGGCCAACAUACGGCACAGGAAGGGAAUCGGUGAUAUACGGCUUGUACAAAACAUUCACCAACAGCUAACUGCGGGAACAGCACUGCCGGAAAGUGAACGCGCCAAACUAGCUACACAACUGGAAGUAGAAAUGGGUAAAAUACCCAACCGUACCCAUCCACAAGUGGUCGAGUAUGGCAGUGAACCUCGCGUGCUGAAGCGAUUCAACGAACAGCACAAGCGUACCGAUCGGAAAUACUUUCAAUUUAGCGAUAUCUGCAAGAAAAUGAACUUGUACCGGAUGGAGAACUUGGGCAACUGUACCGGUCAUCGUUCGUACUAUCUGACGGAUGAGCUAGCUGAACUUGAGCACGCCCUCAUUAAUUACGCGGUGGAGCGUUUGCGCCGGCGUAACUUCCAGCUUAUUGCCGUACCGGAUUUGCUUCCGGGAUGCAUUAUUGAAAGCUGUGGCAUGUGCAUCGAUGGUGAGCGAAAUCAGGUGUACAAGCUGAACGAUGGGAGCACACACGAAUCGCUGUGUCUGUCAGGUACGUCCGAGUUGGCCUUGGCUGGCUACUUUGCGGGGCGUGUUAUACCAGCGGCAAAGCUGCCAUACAAGAUGAUGGCUGUAAGCAGAUGCUAUCGGGCAGAAACAUCGGCACUGCAAGAAGAGAAAGGCAUCUAUCGCGUGCAUCAAUUUACCAAGGUGGAAAUGUUUGCCGUGUGCAAGCCGAAUCAUUCAGCCACCGUGCUCGAGGAGUUUCGCGACAUCGAAGUGAGCCUUUUCGAUGAACUUGGGCUGCAUUUUCUGCUGCUCGAUAUGCCACCGUGUGAGUUGGGUGCACCGGCCUAUCGAAAGUACGACAUUGAGGCAUGGAUGCCGGGACGGGGCAUUUACGGUGAAAUAUCGAGCUGUAGCGACUGCACGGACUAUCAGACUCGCCGGCUCGGCAUACGUGUCGCGUACGAUGCCGCUGCUGUACGAAUGGAUGCCACGUUCGCUCAUACAGUAAACGGCACCGCGUGUGCUAUCCCGCGGAUGUUGAUCGCGCUGUUGGAAAACUUUCAAAACGAGGACUACACCAUAACCGUUCCGGAAGCGUUGCGAACGUAUAUGAACGGAAAGCAAUUUAUUCGCCGGCGAAAGGUAUUGCCGGAACUGAAGCUAGCGAAACGACUGGUGCAAGAGGAAACGGUAUAA
This is a messenger RNA of Anopheles maculipalpis, 1329 nucleotides long. RefSeq names its product serine--tRNA ligase, mitochondrial (gene SerRS-m). The transcript has a single exon. Gene Ontology annotation, molecular function: serine-tRNA ligase activity; ATP binding; tRNA binding. Gene Ontology annotation, biological process: mitochondrial seryl-tRNA aminoacylation. The record is from RefSeq and is a predicted model, not a curated record. Lineage: Eukaryota; Metazoa; Arthropoda; Insecta; Diptera; Culicidae. Gene Ontology annotation, cellular component: mitochondrion. Bases 1 to 1329 code for a protein of 442 amino acids.